Molecule: messenger RNA, 1552 nt
Organism: Solenopsis invicta (red fire ant)
Lineage: Eukaryota; Metazoa; Arthropoda; Insecta; Hymenoptera; Formicidae
Gene: SmD1
Product: probable small nuclear ribonucleoprotein Sm D1
Exons: 4
Coding region: 129-500 (123 amino acids)
Biological process (GO): spliceosomal snRNP assembly; RNA processing
Cellular component (GO): SMN-Sm protein complex; U2 snRNP; catalytic step 2 spliceosome
Molecular function (GO): RNA binding
Source: RefSeq, a predicted model, not a curated record
CCAAAGUGUUUGGAAGAAGUUGGAAGUUGGACACCCUGUUUUCUCUCAUAAUUCAUGACGCAUGGUAAUGCGCGGUAUCUGCCGGUAUCGGUGAAUCGUACGUCUAAAAUAAUUAAUCUAGCCGCAUUAUGAAGCUAGUAAGAUUUUUGAUGAAACUCAGUCACGAGACUGUGACGAUAGAAUUAAAAAAUGGUACUCAAGUCACAGGCACAAUUACAGGCGUUGACGUUGCAAUGAACACACAUCUGAAAACGGUGAAAAUGACAAUAAAGAAUCGCGAGCCCAUACAGUUAGAAACUCUCAGUUUACGGGGCAACAACAUCAGAUAUUACAUAUUGCCUGAUUCCCUUCCUCUGGAAACGUUGCUAAUAGAUGAUACACCAAAGGCUAAGGCUAAGAAGAAGGAAGCUGCGAGAGGUGCUGCUCGCGGCAGAGGACGUGGCGCCAGGGGUGGAAGAGGUGGCAGGGGUGGCCGAGGUAGAGGAAGGGGCAGGCGAUAGUGAUAUUCAACAUAUUCUUCAUAUUUUUUCCAUACUUUCAACAUACAAACUUUUCUAUGUGAAAACGAUCAUUAUUCAGAUAAUUUUAUAAGAACUUAUCUACAAAUCUGUUCUCUGAAUGUAGUCCCGAUACUAAAAGUUUCAACGUGGUACAAAGAUAACAUAAACAUCUAUUUUUAUUUAAUUGUAACAUACAUUGAUAUAGGCAUUCCAAUAUUUUAAUCUUAUAUUCGAUUUUAUUUAAUCAAAGAAUUGCAGAAAGAUUUGUAAAAUUUAUUCCAAGCAUUAUAAUCAUAUAUGUAUGUACUUGCUGUAUAAUUAUUUAUAUAGAUUUUCAUUGCAACGUGCUUUAUUUAAAAAGAAGGAAAGAGAGAGCAAUUUAAAUUUUUCUAUUAUAUUUUUUUUAUUGUUCAAAUCUAUUAAUUUGUUUUUCACAGUACUAAUUACAAUUUUUUUCAAAAGGAGUUAAUAGAAUCACUUUAGUACUUAUAAUAAUACUUAUUUCUUCACGCAAUAUCAUUGUAAUAUCACGUAAUUAGAGCAAUGAUAAAAAUUUCUUUAUAAUUUAAAUAUAAUGAAGAUUUUCUGAAUAAAAAAAAGCAUUGAUAAAAGCAGUCAUUAUUCUGUCUGUUCAGUUAUUAAACCUAUUCUAUAAUAAUAGAAACAUAAAAUUGUAAAGCUGUAAGUUGAUACCUCUUUCGCUAUAACACAAUGGGUUAUUAAUAAAUUCCCGACAAUCGUUACAGCAGUCUGCUCUUUCUGGCGUGUCCGAACUGCCGCCACUCGCUUCCCGUCGCAACACAUAGUCUUGCUGUCGUGUUCUCUCAGAGCCAUUUGUCUGGUUAUACGAAUUAAGAGUAUUGUUGCUGAUUUUCCAAUAUUACGUAAUGCAAUUCUGCAAAUAUUUGUACGAACUCAAUUUUCUUUGAGAAUAUUGUGGUAUAUGCUUUGCAGAACGCCGUCAACUGCACGGUUUCCCAUGGUACGUUUAUGUGCAGAUCUAAAGUCUGUUGCUCUCUAGUUCUUUCAUUAUCUAGUUUUCCUUAUAUCUG